Messenger RNA from Malassezia japonica, 1038 nucleotides. It is a transcript of the gene SEC9, whose product is annotated as Protein transport protein S9 plasma membrane t-SNARE. Gene Ontology annotation, biological process: exocytosis; vesicle fusion. Bases 1 to 1038 code for a protein of 345 amino acids. The record is from RefSeq and is a predicted model, not a curated record. Gene Ontology annotation, molecular function: SNAP receptor activity; syntaxin binding. The transcript has a single exon. Gene Ontology annotation, cellular component: SNARE complex; plasma membrane. NCBI's taxonomy places the organism in Eukaryota, Fungi, Basidiomycota, Malasseziomycetes, Malasseziales, Malasseziaceae.
AUGAAAGGCAUUUUCAAGCGUGGCCCGCGUAUUCCUGCUGUUGCCGAGCCCGGCACGGCGCCUGCAAGUGAUCCGUACAGCGCGAGCAGUGGCUCGCAGCUCCCGUCCGAUGCCGAGCUCUUGGCUGAGUACGGCGCGGGAUCGACACAGCCACAGACCAACACUCGCUCGAGCUACAGCCAGCCCGCGAGCAGCCAGCCGUCGUACGGUGCUCCGAGUGCCCAGUAUGGUGCGCGCCCCUCGUACGGUGCGCCUGGCGGGAUGCAGGCGCAGUCGUACGCCCCAAGCGAUCCCUACUCGCAGCAGUUUGAGCAAGGGCAGGAGCCGCUCGAUCCCGAGGAGGAGGAGAUCCAGGCGAUCAAGUUCCAGAUCCGCAACACGAAGCAAGAGUCGCUGAGCAGCACGCGCAACGCGCUGCGCCUUGCACGCGAGACGGAGGAGACCGCAUCCAACACCAUGGUCAAGCUUGGAGAGCAGAGCGACAAGAUCGGCGACACGGAGCGUCACCUCGACGUGUCCAAAGCGCAUGCGUCCCGUGCCGAGGACAAUGCGCGCGAGAUUUCACAGCUGAACAAGUCCAUCUUCCGGCCCAAGUGGAAGCGCGAUCGGCGUGCGAAGCGCGAGGCCCAAGAGGCCAAGGCCGUGCAGCGCCACAUUGACGAGCGCAUGGAGCGCGAGAUGACGCGCGAAGAGGUCCUCACUUCCCAGCGCCGCGUGGAAGAGAGCGUCCAAGGCACCGGCACCUUUAACCGCCUCAAGUCGAAGCUCUCUGGCCAGAACGACGUGCCGCUCGACCCCAAGGCGCAGCGUGACCGCUACCAGUUCGAGGCGACCGAGAGUGACGACGAGCUCGAGGACGAGCUUGACGCGAACCUCGACGAUAUCUCGUCGCUCAGCGCGCGUAUGAACGUCCUCUCCCGCGCAAUGGGCCAAGAGGUCGAUACACAGAACAAGCGUCUGGGCCGCGUGAGCGACAAGACGACCGACCUCGACACGCGCAUCUAUGCGGGCACGCAGCGUCUCGCGCGUCUCAAGUAG